AUGGGGCUCUUCUCUCAAAUGAGAAUUGUUGGGUUUAAGCCAAAUAACUAUACCUUUGUCAGUGUUCUGAAGGUUGUCUUGAUUAGUGAGAGUAGAAAAACGGUGGAGCUUUUCUGUCAGAUGAGGCAAGCGUUUGUCGUCCCCAAUCAGUUUACCUUUGUGAGUUUGUUGCAAGCAUGUGCCACUAUGGAGUCUUUACAAUUGGGUGAGCAAGUGCACUGUAACGUCCUCAAGAUUGGUCUUGACUCAGAUGUGUUCGUCUCAAAUGCUCUAAUGGAUGUCUAUGCUAAGAGUGGAAGGAUUGAUAUUUCUGUUAAAAUAUUUGAGGAAUCACAAGCUACAAAUGAUGGAACGGUCCAUUACUUCACCGUUGGGGAUACUUCACAUCCUGAUAUGAAGCUAAUCAGUGGGAUGUUGGAGUGGUUGAACAUGAAAGCCAAAAAGGAAGGGUUUGUCCCUAAUUGUAGUGCUAUAUUACUUGCCGUUGAAGAUGAAGAAAAGGAGCGCUUGCUGUGGUUACACGGUGAAAGAUUAGCUUUAGCAUUUGCGCUUAUCAAAAUGCCCUAUGGAAACCCUAUACGUAUUAUGAAAAAUCUUCGAAUAUGCGUCAACUGCCAUGCUGCAAUAAAGCUGAUAUCAAAGGUUGUGCCGCGAGAAAUUAUCAUCAGAGAUAUCAACCGCUUCCAUCAUUUUCACAAUGGAGCAUUUGCCUAUCAUAGGAAAAGGAAACUCUACUAUACAACGCAAACUUAG
Molecule: messenger RNA, 753 nt
Organism: Syzygium oleosum
Lineage: Eukaryota; Viridiplantae; Streptophyta; Magnoliopsida; Myrtales; Myrtaceae
Product: putative pentatricopeptide repeat-containing protein At5g13230, mitochondrial
Exons: 3
Coding region: 1-753 (250 amino acids)
Biological process (GO): RNA modification
Molecular function (GO): RNA binding; zinc ion binding; protein binding
Source: RefSeq, a predicted model, not a curated record